This is a messenger RNA of Penicillium cosmopolitanum, 378 nucleotides long. RefSeq lists its product as uncharacterized. Bases 1 to 378 code for a protein of 125 amino acids. The transcript has 3 exons. Lineage: Eukaryota; Fungi; Ascomycota; Eurotiomycetes; Eurotiales; Aspergillaceae. The record is from RefSeq and is a predicted model, not a curated record.
AUGACUUUCGAGAUUCCCUCGGUCUCCGAAUUGAAACACGCCGCUGAGGACGGUCAGCGCAUAACCCCGGCCGAUGUCUCGUCCAUCUCACAGGCCGAAAGCGAACUAACGGGGCGCGGCCCGGGACGAGCUUUCCACCGUGCACCUGGCUUUGGAUCGGUAUCCUCGCAGGUUCGCUCGAUUGCCAAUCAGAACGAGGUACCGGAUAUACCUCCUAUCAUGGCAGAUGUGCCAGCAUAUGUAACCAAGGACGAUGCGCGCGAGGCGCAACGGGCCGAAUCGUUGUUCUACGGCGGUGCGAUCCCGAGUGGUGGGAUGGCAUCGCAGAUGCAGAGUGCAGCGGAUAAAUUGGAACAAGCGCGGCGGGGUAUUAUCUAA